UAACAAUGACAUUGAUGUUUGUUUAUUUGCUGUACGAGCAGCCGGCAAGGACGACGACGGCGGCGGCAGUAGCGGUGACGACGACGACGACGACGAGUCGUACAAACAAACCGGUCAACAUAAGUCACGUUAUGUAAGUGUAAACUGUGUGCCUAAUGCGCGCGACCCAUCCGAAAUCGAAAAACUAACAUUUCGUGCGAGCGAUCCGAGAUAAUCCGAGUUUUGUGUGAGCGUGUCUGUCUGUUUGCUUGUUUGUUCGCCCGUUGGCGCGCGCGUUAUCUGGAAAGUUAAAGGUCGACGCGUUAUUUAUGACCGAGCGAUACGCGUUUGGGUACACAACUAACACAGUGCCCCGUCGUCGUCGUUGUCACCUGUCGUCGUCGUCGACGCCGCCGCUCCGACUCGACGUACAUGAAAAUAACAACGCAAUAAUCGGCAGUGCUAACCACAACAGUAAAUGACGUUAUCGCUGGUGCUCUGUAACGUCGCAUUAAUAAUGAACAAAAGACCUGAAGACGGGGCCUUUACCAAGGCCAGAAAACGGUUAUUGGCGACCACCUGGGCUACACCGAUCUUCGUUGCACAGACUUCUACCGGGGCUACUUCCGUUACAAGUGAGAUUGAGAACGAAUCGACCUUCAUCCAAACUGUACCAGAUAUUAUCACAAGUACCAGUACACCAGGCGCCACAGAGAACAGUAUUUCGGCCAUCACCGGGACUACACCGGUUACCAACUGGACUUUCACAAACACCACAGCUACCGACUCAGUAAGUAUGCCUAAACCGUUUGUACACCGUAACGAUGAACUUUGGGGUGAUGACGAAGAGCGAGAACGUAGACAACAGAGAUUCUCUUUGAUAUAUUUAGAUGACUUUGUGCGAAUGGGUGAAAAUGAUUACCGCCGUAGAUAUGGGCUCCGUGUCAUACAAGGACGACCCUGGUUACUCCGGGGUGCGGGUCAAGGUCCGUUAGCAUUAUACGAAAGAGGGGAAGAGCUUUAUACGCCAUUAUUUACCGUUAUGUUGAUCCCGUCUAACCUUGAUAACCCCAACGAAGGACAUGAGUUUUUGCACGGCGAUCCGCUUAAUCUAAACCGUAACAUACCACUCGAUAUGCAUGCCGACAACAUCGCGGAAAUGUUGCGCGAUCGCAUUCUCCAAAUGCAACAUUUCACAAUCAACGACCAAGCGACUGUGGACGCAAUACAACGGUUGCGGAACUCGAUGCCCUCACAGGACUCUUACAACUGGAUUUUGUUGAUUGUAAUUAUCGCCACAAUGCACCCGCAUCCGAACGACCCACCCGUCGUUCGGUUCCAUCCGGGUAGGUUGGCAAUCAGCCGGGCCGCGCGCAUGUUGGUGGGCCCCCGUGGCAUAGUACAUGGUUGGGCCGGUAGCAUGCCGAACAUAAUGAACGCGUUACAACAACACGGUGAAAUUUCGUCAUUCAUGUGGUCACACAGAUGUACUAUCGACGCUGAAACAGACGGAGGCAGUUCAUUCGACUCGGAUUCUGUCGGUUACGAGAGCGACAGUUGGAAAAGUGGACCGCGAGGUGUGGCCCGCGGGCGUCCGCCGGUCACUGGUAUGUCGUCGUUGAGCGAUACAUCCAGCGUGAUAACUAGCGAUAACGACGUCAUACAUGGGCUGAACAUGGGUGGGAACCCCGAUGACGUGGAGGGGUGCUUCAAACUUAAGAGAUUUAAGGGCUACAUGAAACGGUCGGCUGUCGAACGACGCGAGCGCCGCUCCAUGAGGCGGGCAAGACGCACGACGCGCAACAAUUAUAACUGGCAGCGCCGUCUAAACGACCCUGUUUACGACAUGGAGGCCCGGCGUGCCGAGGUAUUGGCUGCUGAGGGUUUGCGCAACGAAAGUCGUACUCAAGAAUUGUUAAACGCUGAACGGAAAACGGAACGCGUCUUGCACUGGUGCCAGUCCCAGCAAGCCGUAUUGGCUGGCAUGGAUAGCCAUUUGGCACCCAGCGAAGAACAAAUAGACUACCGACUUAAAGAUCUGAAACAAUCACUUUAUGAACAAGUUUCUCACACUUGGGUGCAGUUUUAUGGAGACCGAAUGGCCGCUCAAGCGACACCCGAAGAAAUAGACCAAAUGGUAUUCUACUGUUGGAUGACGCCAACCCGUUGGGUUCGACAAACUGGCCCUAAUUGUGGAUUGGCAGUGCUUGCUAUGGCUGCACGUCCAAUACUGACUUGUGAGGCUGCGAUGGGCAAUGUUCACGAUGAUGAUUAUCAGGUGGUGGAAAAAGCUUUUUUUGAAUCCUCGGAAAAAGAGCAGCGAAAGGCUGAACGCUCUACAGACAAUACUACCUAUCCGCCAGAAAAUUAUGUACCUAAUUUAGCGGACUUUCAAAGGGAAGCUAUAAGAUCAGGAUACUCAGGUCGUGGUGAAAUGUUUAGUACACAAGCUAUGGUCAAUCUGGCUAGAAUACACAAAACCGGACGAUUUAAUGUAACGCUGGUAAAACAUGAUUUAUUGGAUAUGACAGAAGGAUUAAAUAAAGAUGACAUUGAUACUAAACCUGAUAUAAUAAGAUCUGUGGUUGAAAAAGUUGAAGACUUAUGUAUUGGGCCAGCUAACCUUAACACGGAUGGUGUAAUUAACGAAGAACAACAAAACAUCGAUCCAGAUACAAGGAGGAUGUCUGAAAGCGAAAAUUUACAACCAUUGUCAUCUGCACUAAACGUGGUCCAGCGUCUAAUGCGUGGUCACCUUAUCGCUGUUUGUUUUGAUUGCGAUAGGAAUAUGAUGCCAUCUUCGACUGACGGUGGAAGCACCGCUCAUUGGGCACUUUUAUGCGGUGUUAUCAUUGGAAAGUCCCAUAAAAGACCACAAAACAUAAUUCAACAAUGCGACGAUGAAAUAUCUGAUACGUUAAAAUAUGGAUAUCUAUAUGCAUAUGAUCCGAGUAUGACUGAGUUUAUCCCAACCGGUUACAUAGAUAGACGAAUGCUUGAAAUUGAAAAUCCUAAUGGUAGAACAAUUACCAGAUCUAGCCGAAGUUAUAUGCAAAACAUAAAUGUUAAUAAUACUGGUAUAGCAGAAGAAGAUUAUGAUGAUGGAAAUCUAAAUAUCACAGAGGAAGCUAGUAAUUUUAAAUAUUGUGACCUAUCUGAUCAGGAUUUGAAACAAAAUGCUGACCGUGUGUGGGUGGUAGCACGACAUGGAAAAAUAGGCGGUCGAUAUGCUGUGUGGUCUCUCAAAGAGCUUGCUGAAAGUAACUGUCAGUUACGUAAACCUGCGGAUAGGAUUUUACGUAGCAUCCCAUCUGAAAUAAAAAUGUUAUGGAACAACGGACAACAGCCCUUAGAUUGCAUUACAGCCAAUUCUAUUUCGAUUGCUCAUAACUAUGAUAGUACUAACUAUUCAACCCAAACUGACCACACGUUUCAACGAUUGGAGAGCACUAAUGCCGAGUUACCGGUUGAAUAUUGGCCGGAGGAAAACACUGAAAAUCCAGUUUUAGAUCAGAUACAAACGGAAGAACCAUCACUACCACUAUCGACAAUACAAACACCACCAAUAAUACAAGUACCGCCGUUACCACAGCAUAUACCACCACCACCACCACCGCCACCACAAAUAAUACCACCACCGCCCCCCACACCAUCAAUUAUACUCAGAAGAUCCCGGCAUCAAGGUUACGACGAACCACCGUUCGUGUUACCGGAAGGGCCUAGGCUCGAUCUUUGUUUGGCCCAUCAGUUCAUUUCAUUUGAACCUGUCCGGGCGCCUAACAUAAUAUCUGACGAGAACAACCCACAAACACUAAACCCAUUGUCUACGCUUCUGUGUCACUUUUCAUUUAAUAUGAACCACGACUUAAACAAAUUUAAUCUAACCAGAAAUGCUUUAGAGCGUUGGCCAAGGUACUACCGUCAGCUAUCGGAUUCAUCCUCAGACAGUAGUACUUCGCCAGUUCGGCAACCGACGCGUUCAAGAGCACGGCGACGUUGUCAAAGAGACCACAGAGCAAAUCGAGGAGGAAUGCAAUCUUGCCAAAAAGAAUAUCCGGUUCAGUCAAAAUUAGUAAAACAAAUGAAAAAUAAAUUAUCUAUGGAACAAAACCAAGUGCACCCACAAAUAUCAAUUCAGCCUAACCGAAUUGAAUAUUUAUCACGUACCCUAUAACGGCUAUAACCUAGAUUGUUCCAGCAGCUAAUAUUACCACCGUUCAAUUUUUCAAAUUCUAUGCAUUUGGUGAUGCGAAAACAGCAGCUCCAUCAAACCGAAGAUCACCGUAGCAAAUCUUAGAUAUGGUGAUAAGAUAAUAACACCUAUCUUCGAUGAUCUAUUCUUAACUUUUACAUUAUUUUAACAUCACAUCAUACGAUAUAUAUAUUAUUACCGAUUCCAAUGGUUUGAUUUUUAUAGCCUAAAUUUUAUUGGUGCAUUUGCUAACGACUUACUUGAUGAUUUACUUAACAACACAAAUUCGCCAUAGCAUCUGCGAUUUUGAUGUUCAUAGUAACUCCGAUGGAAUAACUAUGACCAACUAAAUUUAGUAAGUAACAUAAUAUAGUGCAUGACUAUUUAUAACUUUAAUGUAUACUUCGAAUAUAUAAUAAAUAAAUUAGUUUUAAAUUCCCUACACAUAAAUAUAAUAAAACUAUAAUCAUUUAUUAUUUUAAGAUAAUAUAAUAGUAGUGUAAUAUAGUUUAUGAUAUACCAGUUAUUGGUGGUGUGUCUGUUUGUGUGUGUGUGUGUGUGUGUGUGAGUAGGGGGAGGGGGGUGAUAAAUUUAAUUAGCAAUAUGUAUACACGAAAUAUAUGUUAUCUACCAUAUAAUUUAGAUUUCCACAACAUAUGUUGUCAUAUGUUUCAGAUUUGUUUCUAUUUCAUAUUUGAUAUUUUGAAUAUGAAAUAUAAAAAUAAAAUACCCUGUAAAAUAAUUCUGUCUAUCUGCCUGAAUGGUACGCAUAUUGACUAGUCCUUGAAAAUUACAAACGUAGAACUUGCCUAGUAGUAUUAUAAUAAUUUCAAAACGAUGUAAAUAUUGAUUAUGUUAAUUUAUAUUAAAGAAAAUAAGUAAUCUAUAAUAGUAUUUAGUAUUUAACUACCGUGUUAUAUUUAAUUUUGUGGGCUUAAAAAAUUCUAAAAAUUUACAUUCAUAUAAUGGAACUAAAUCUGUUUUGAGAUAAAUAAGUUGUAUCAUUAUUUACUAAAUUUUGAUAAUAUUAAUAUAAAAAAUACGCGUUUUUCAUUCUCCGAUGAGCAACCGAUUAUUCGAGCGAUAAACGAUAAACGUAUAAAACUCAGAGCCGCUGACAAGUAAAUGAAAAUAUCUUAUCACUGUAUGAACAAAUUCCGGGAAUUAAGCUACAGGGUAAAAAAUAAAUACCUUAAAACGAUAUUAAUCCAGUAUUUAGAUAAUAAAUAUAUAUAGCAUCAAUGUCAUCUAUCUGGUACAAAAGUAUACGCAGGUCUUACCUUAAGGCUUAAAUUUUUAAUUUAAAUAAUCACGUAUGUAAAUAGGUACGUAUCGUCUUGUUUAUUAUAUUAUUUACGUGAAUUCUGCCUAAAAUUAUAUGUAUAAUUUAUUCAUAUUAAAACGUUAAUAAUUUUUCGUAAAAUAAAUUUUAGUUUAAUUCGUGGAAAUAUGAUUUGAUUUAAGUGAAAUUGUGCAUUUUUAUGAAUUUUCAUUGACGUGUAUGUGCGAAACACUUAGAUAUUAAUCUGAUGGAUGCUGUUGAUACUAUAUUAGAAGUAUAUCUAUAUGUUAUAUACUUUGUUGAUUGUUUAACUAUAGUAAAUUAAUAAUGAUAACUUUUAUUAUAGUAAAUUAUCUACAUUAAAGGAUUCAGUAUUAUGUUUUAUACUUUAGUAUAUUUUAUUUAAUUAUAGUACAGAGGCAUUCAUUAGAAAAUAAACGUGUCACUUCACAAACAAUAUUUCAACAUACUAUACUUUACAAAUUCUGAUAAUUUAAAAAACUAAAAAAAAUUAAUGUAUGUGCAUUGGUAUGUACCUACGAACUAAACUGAUCUAAGGGGGUUACAAACAGACAAUUAUAAAAAGAGUUUAAUACAGGCAUUUUUCUAAGUGUUCACGCGGGUCUUAUAAAUAUGUGCGUAAUAAAUUAUUAGUAUGACUCUAUUUUAAAAUAAAUAACGGAGCGUUGGCCCAGAUUUAUAAAUCUAAAAUAAUGGAGGGGGAGCUAUCAUUUUUCAGAAAAAAUAUAACUAUACAUUUAUUACAUAAUAGAUUAUAAAUAAAAUUAUGUAUACGUUUUGAUAAACAAUACUAACAAUUUUAUUUAUAUUUUAAAUUAAUGGAUUUUAAAUCAUAUAAACUAUUUAAUAUAUAAAAUAUAAAAUUUACAAUCAACAAAAAUAGGUGGAUAUACCUUAUUUCCCUUUCGAUCCACAUUUCAGGGAACAUUUGUAUGCGCACAUAAUAUAAUCACUACCGCAGUGUCUCGUACGCGUAAGAAUAUACAUAUUAUGCUCAUUGAUAUUAUGUACAUUUUAUCAAUUUUACCUAAUAAAUCAAUAACUGAAAAACUGAAAAUAUCAUAAAUUUUAAAUAUUCGAAACAAAUUUGAUAUAGUAGCUUGAUCAACCUCAAUUACCCAUAAUAAACAAUUCGUAAUAGUUUCCAAAAGUAUAAUCGCAUGACCAGAUCUUUCAGUAUGAUUGACAAAAGAUUAGUUUGUUUUGGUUAAAAUAACUAACCGUUUGAAAUACGUUUAAUAUUUAAUUGAUAAGCUUACUUAUUAGAUAUUGAUACCAAUACAAUUUAAAGUUAGUUUGUAAGAUAAAUGUUUAGUUAAUUUUGUGUAGGUAUUAGGGUUUUUUCAUUAGAGAUUAUAGUUUAUUAUUAAUAUAUACCUAGGACGUUCAUCAUAAAAUAAACAAGUGCAUAAUAAUACAGGCUAAACUAAUUUACUAUUAUUUCACCGAUGAGUUAACCUGUUGGAAUACCGUAUUGAUACCAACACAAUUAAAGGUUUUUUAAAUAUCGAUUGAUUUUGGGUAGCCGUGCAGGAACCUAUUAGUUUUCACAACACGUUGUUGUUUGAUUACUUUCAUUUACUAUACCACGAGAAAUUAUUCAGAUGUUCGUCUUUUUAUUAUGUAGGUAUAUCAUGUAUAUUAAGUAGUUAUAAUUUUAUAAACAAGUUUUUAAUUCUUGUAAUAACGUAAUAACACACAUUCGUUACGAUCAUAAUAUGCGUGCGUGAAUUAAAUUUUUCAGACGCAGUAUGCGAAUAAUCCGGGUUAUUUUCCAGUAAUAGCUUUAGGCGUAAAUUUUUGAAAUAAAUCACAUACAAUUUAAAGUAAUUUCUUCAUUUAUCACUUUUAAACCAAAAGUGUACAUAGCAGAACACGUACGCACGUUUUACGCAAUGCCAACGAAUCUCACGUGUAUUUACGUUAUUUGAAUCAAAUUUGUAUUUUUCGAACUUUUUCCUAUUCCCCUUAAAAUACGACAAAACGAUCAUCUACUGCAUUAGUGAAAUUAAAUAUAUAUAAAUAUAUAUACGUAUAUAAUAUUUAUUAUUUUUUAGGUAAAUUAAAUAUGGUCGUAUUUUAGUAUAUAAGUAGUAGAACAUUUUUAAAUUUCUUUAAGCAUGUUGCGUGCCAUCAUUAAUAUAUGAGUCUUGUAACUAUAAACGUUAUUAUAAUAUUACUUAUUUAUAUAUUAUUAUAUUAUAUAUUCAUAAUAAAUAAUAAUUAACCUAAGCUGAAUUAUAAAUACAUUUAAAAGUUGAAUUACCAUCAUAAUUUUAUUAAAUUUCAUUGUUUUCCUAUUAUAUUAAAUACAACAUUUUAUUCGUAUUAUUAUUAUAAUAUUAUAUAAUUAUAAAUUAUAAUAUUAUUAAACAUUUAAUGUUAUUCACUUACAUUACAUAAAUAAUUUAGUAAUGUUUUUUUUGAAUUUAUAUAAACGUGUAGUUUCUACCUAACAACGAUUAUAUUGAUUUUGUGGUUACCAAUCUGAAUUUAGGGGGUUAUUGGUCCUGUGUAGCGUUAAUCGAAAAUUUUUAUGAUAAAACAGGAAAUACCCAUUGGUGCCAACAAUUUUAAUAUAGACCUUAUAAUAUAUUAUAGAAUAUGUAGGAGUCCUAAUCAUAAUACAAGUAUGAUUUACUUAUAGGAAAGUUUUUUUUAUAAUUUGUAUUUACUACAUUUUCUUAAUAAUUAAAUUUAUAAUAAUAUAAUUUUAAUUACGUUAAAUUAUAAAUAAUUUAAAAUUAUUACUGACGUAAGUACUUACAUACAGAUUCUUUGUGUCUCAAUCUCAUAUUAUUUUUAAUUAACUAAUUUUACUAGUUUAAUUUGUAAGUAUAUCGCAGUGAUUCUCAACCUUUUUUCCUCGGUGGGCCAUUUUGGUAAACAAUUAUCUUCUAGCGGGCCGCCAAAUAUAAAAGGACGAUUACCUAAUCUCAAUCUCAAUCUAAUAAAUAAUAAUAUAAUUUUGUUACACAUAGUAAUUAUUAGCAUACUAGUAUCUUUAUAUUUUAGCUUUUAUUGACUAUUAAAAAGAUUACAGAUUGAGAUACACGUUAUAAGUACGCUCUUUAAGUGGACGGGUGAUAUCGUUAUUAAAUUUUAAAAUUUUUAUUUGAAAAUGUCCAAAAAAAAAAUUGCAAAUACAUUUUUAUGUAUAUUUAAGCUUUAUUAUUAAUAUUUUAACUAUAAUUAUUACAUUUUUGGAAAAUUAAAAAGAAAUCAUAAAUUAAUAAAAAAAUCAAUAAUAAUUUUCUUUUUUUUGAAUAUAUUUUGUUAAUUUAUAACCACCUACUACUAAAUUAUAAUUGUUUUCUAGAAGUUCUAUAAUAUUAGUAUAAUUUAUUUGUAAAAAUAUCUAUAAUUUGUUUUCCUAAAUAUUUAGACAAUACAUUGGUAAAAAUGUAAUUAUUAAUUAUAUAAGCCAUUAUACGGCGUUCAACUUAGAUACGAUUUAAUUUUUUCUUUUUUUUUGUUUGUAAUAAAUAUUAGUAUAAUUUUUUCGUAUUAAUUCCUUAAUAAUUUUGUAUGACCGAAAAUAUUAUAUUCAAACUAUCUAAUUUCUUAAAAUACCGUUUCUUUUUCGAAACAAAUCAUUACCUAUGUGUCAAAGUAUAUUGUUUUACUUAUACCUAUUGAAAAUAUGUUUUUAGCUAUUUUUUUUUUAUGUUACUUAAAAAUAAUUAACCCAACCUAAAUAUUUGUACAUACCUAUAUGACAUUUUAUAAAUAUAAAACAUUUUUAUUAUUAUUAUUAUUAUUAUUAUCUGUGUAACUCUUUGUUUGAUUUAUGUAGUAGUUGAAGUUUAUCAUGUUCACACGUACAAUAUAAUAGUUAUUAUUUUAAUUAUAUUGUAUAAUUACGUGUUAAUAUAAAUAUUUACGUUAUAAUCAUAAAAAUAAUUUAUACUCAUAAUUGUAUGUUUGUUACGUGUGUUUAAUAAAAGGUAUACCUACUUAAA
Molecule: messenger RNA, 9436 nt
Organism: Rhopalosiphum padi (bird cherry-oat aphid)
Lineage: Eukaryota; Metazoa; Arthropoda; Insecta; Hemiptera; Aphididae
Exons: 5
Coding region: 458-4153 (1231 amino acids)
Source: RefSeq, a predicted model, not a curated record